UACGGAGACGUUCGAUAAUAUAAGCUUGUGUUUUCGGUUGUUGUUGCCGCAACGACCCCUGUUCUCAGCUUCUUUAUCCUUGUCAUCUUCUUCUUCAACUUGUGUGGCUGAGGCAGGGGUUGUAAUAAAUCAUGGUUCUUGACAACUCAUCUUCUCCACAUCGGAGGUCCCAAAACCUACUGUCUUCUUCAUCAUUUAGGAAACAGUACCGUGAUGAGUUUGGAAGCUUGUCAACCCUUGUUCGACGGCACUGUUUUCUUCUGACAAUGCUUACUUUUCUCGCUUUCCUGUGCUCUAUUUAUCUCUACUUUGCUAUCACUCUGGUAGCCACCGAAUCUUGUUCAGGGUUGACAGGAGCUCAAAAGGCAUCAUGUCAAUUGAAGGAGGCAAAAGCUUUUGUAUCCAAAGGAAAAUUGAAAUUUUUCUGAGACAAGUUUUGAACUUCUUUAGUUUUUCUCUCAUUGUUUAAUUAUCAUUGGUGCUUGUUAGGGGAUCAUUUUGGAUUUGCAGCUAGAAAUGAAUGCCCCUUGGGCUUCAAUCAUUCUUACACAAGUGUACUGGAAAUUUUGUGUUAUUCUGUUCUUACUGCCUUCUGAACAUUGGACUGAUAAUAUUAAUGAUUUUCUUGGUUGUUA
Molecule: messenger RNA, 635 nt
Organism: Telopea speciosissima
Lineage: Eukaryota; Viridiplantae; Streptophyta; Magnoliopsida; Proteales; Proteaceae
Exons: 2
Coding region: 132-428 (98 amino acids)
Source: RefSeq, a predicted model, not a curated record